Messenger RNA from Gambusia affinis (western mosquitofish), 1709 nucleotides. RefSeq names its product E3 ubiquitin-protein ligase TRIM35-like. Gene Ontology annotation, molecular function: zinc ion binding. Lineage: Eukaryota; Metazoa; Chordata; Actinopteri; Cyprinodontiformes; Poeciliidae. The record is from RefSeq and is a predicted model, not a curated record. The transcript has a single exon. Bases 120 to 1325 code for a protein of 401 amino acids.
UGAGACGCCAUUACAGGGAGGAGAUCUGAGCUGAAACACGAAGGUUUACUGGAUCUUAAAGAAAAAGCUGCAGAAACUUUGACUUGGUGAGUUCUGGUUCUGGAGUGGUUCUGUAGAAAAUGGCAGAAAACACUGCUCUGAUUGAACGUUUCCUGAGCUGCCAUGUUUGUUCAGAGACUUUCAGAGAUCCUGUGUCUCUGAGCUGCAACCACAGCUUCUGUUCAAACUGCCUGCAGAAAUUCUGGGAACAAACUGGAAACAAGAACUGUCCCAUCUGUAAAAGAAAAUCUUCUAAGGAUAAUGUAGGAAUACAUUUCACUCUGAAGGAACUGGCUGAUUCUUUUACUGGAAGACAGAAAUCUGGAUCUUCAGAGACAGAAACAGGAGAAAAGCGGCUGAUGGUCUGCAGUAAACACCAAGAAGACCCUAAACUGUUCUGUGAAGACGAGCAGAGAGCUGUGUGUCCUGUCUGUGAGUUUUCUCUCCACCAGAGUCACAAAGUGGUUCCUGUUGAACAAGCAGUCAGAGAUCUGAAGCAGCAGCUGAAAUCUGACUUAGAGUCUCUGCAGGACAAGAGGAACAAACACAAACAAGUGGAGAAAACAUACCAUGAUGUGAUUCAACACUCCAAGAAGCAGCUGCUGUCCACAGAGAGACGGAUCAGAGCAGAGUUCAACAAGCUGCACCAGUUCCUGAGAGAGGAAGAGGAGUCCAGACUGGCAGCUCUGAGGGAGGAAGAGGAGCAGAAGAGGAAGACUAUCAGCAGAGAGAUGAAGAGGAUUGAGGAGCAGAUCUCCUCUCUGUCAGACAGCAUCUCUGCUGUUGAAGAAGAGCUGCAGAAAGACAAGGUGUCGUUCCUCAGCAGUUAUAAAGCCACUCAGAGCAGAGCCAGAGGUCAGAGGUCACUGCCAGAUCCACAGCUGGUCUCAGGAGCUCUGAUAGAUGUGGCCAAACACCUGGGCAACCUGUCCUUCAGAGUCUGGGAGAAGAUGAAGGACCAGGUGAAGUUCAGUCCCGUCAUUCUGGACCCAAACACUGCAAGUGGAUUUCUCUACCUGUCUGAUGAUCUGACCAGAGUGAGAUGUGGAGAAACAUGGCAGCAGCUUCCUGAUAAUCCAGAGAGAAACAUGAUGUAUGCCAGUGUUUUUGGUUCUGAGGGCUUCAGCUCAGGGAAACACAGCUGGGAGGUGGAGGUGGGAGAUUAUCCUGACUGGAUUAUCGAAUCAGAAAUCGAUGUUCAUCAGAACUCCAACAGCAGUAACUGUUAUAUCAGGAUGAAGAGAUGGGAAGAAAGAACUUUGAACAAUCAGGAUUUAAAUGUUUGAAGGUUAAGGGUUUUGUUAGGACACAAAGAAAGAGUUCAGAGUCAAGAGAAUAGCAGACAAACCUCCUGAUUCUGCUCUUGACUUCUGAGUCUCUUCCAGAGUCUCCUGGUUCUGUUGCAGCCCGGAUCCUUCAGUUUGGACCUCUAGCUCUGUUCAUGGUUCCUGUGAAACAUCACAAAGUAAAGUGAAGAACUCGGUCCACUGACUCGAUGUUCUGAUCUCUGGAUCAUCAAACUCCUGCAGGAAUUGUUCUGAUCAAUAUGGCAAAGUCCAAUGAUGAUUAUUUUUAAUAUGUUUCAAACUCUUCCUUAUAAAAACUGUUGGCAGAAAUUCAGAAAGGAAACAAAGAGGCCAGAUUACUUAAAUGGAUCUUUAAAGUCACAG